This is a messenger RNA of Spodoptera exigua (beet armyworm), 333 nucleotides long. The record is from the annotation of a GenBank genome assembly. Lineage: Eukaryota; Metazoa; Arthropoda; Insecta; Lepidoptera; Noctuidae.
AUGUAUCGAUAUGAUGGCUACCGACGGUGUACUGGCAUGGCUGAGGGUCGACAGGGCGAUGCUAUUAAAAGCAUGGGACUAGUGAGGCUUAAAACCUCCGUCACGAUGCAGCCAGCCCGUGAAAAAAGGUCUGAUGGGCGGACAACCCUUUUAAUUUCGUCACAAGUUCGCUAUUUUAACCGGGUGUACGCCGAUCAUAAAGGCGGCAUCACACCGCGACAACCACCCGGAUUUAUCCCCGGAUAUCCGGCGUCACGUCCGUCGGGAAAUAACUUGGGAAAUAACAAUCCCUGCUACACCUGGAUAACGAUCACCUACAAGCACUCGAUCUAA